CUUGUUCUGGGGACCUAACUAAAGAGAAAUCAAUCCCUUCAAACAAAACGACACUAUACACUUUAGAUUUCAGAAUUUUUUUUUCUUUUUCUGUCAAUCUCAGGAUAUUUUCUCGAGAAAAUUCCGAUAGAAAAAGAGAAAGAGAGAAAGAAUGGAGUCGACGCCGGUGAAUUGGGAAGCUCUAGAUGCUUUGGUCAUCGAUUUCGCCAAAUCUGAGAACCUAAUCGAAGACUCCUCUGCGCCCUCUCCAUCUUCAUCCCCUUCCUCCUCCUCUUACCACUCCAGGCUCGUCAUCCGCCAGAUCAGGCACUCCUUGGAGACCGGCGCCAUUGACGCCGCCGUCGAUCUCCUCCGCCUCCAUGCCCCUUCCAUCCUCCACGAUCACAGGAUUCUCUUCCGCUUGCACAAGCAGAAAUUUAUUGAGCUUCUUCGGAAGGGGACGACGGAGGAUCGCGACUCUGCUAUUGAUUGUUUGAGGACAGCUCUUGCUCCUUGUGCACUCGAUGCUUACCCGGAAGCAUAUGAGGAAUUCAAGCAUGUUCUGCUCGCAUUUAUAUAUGACAAGGAUGAUAAGAGUUCUCCGGUGGCAAAUGAGUGGUCAGAAAGGAGGAGGUUUGACUUAGCCGGGUUUAUGUCCUCUAUGUUAAGAGCCCAUUUAAAUGCCUAUGAUCCAGUUUUUUCAAUGGCUCUGAGAUAUUUGAUAAGUAUACACAGGGCAUAUUGUUUACGUCAAGGUAUUACAUCACCCAUCUCUGAUCUGACUGAAAGAUUGCUUCUUGAGGAGCGUGACCUGCCUGCAACACCUCAAGACAUUUUAUAUGAAGUACCACCAUUUGAUGAGGUUGACAUACAGGCUCUUGCACAUGCUGUAGAGCUUACCAGACAAGGGGCAAUUGAUAGCUUGAGAUUUGCUAAGGGUGAUCUGUUUCUGGCAUUUCAGAAUGAAUUAUGUCGGAUGAGAUUGGAUGUUCCACUUCUUGACCAUCUUGUUCGGGAGUAUUGUGUUUAUCGAGGCCUUGUUGAUUCUGCAUUUGGGAAGCAACCUAUUUCAGAACCUUCAAAAUUCAACCACCAAGAGCCUGGUUAUUGCUCAUCAAGGGAUUGUUCUCUUGAGCUUGAUUGUAAUGCCAGCAAGCAUUCUGAUGGUGAAACUUCUGUUACCAAUGCUCACAUGGACGGUUCCCCUGAUAAUAAUGCUGAUGUUACAAGCAUGCGAAGAAUUGAUUUUGAAGUACGAUAUGCUUCUGAACUCACUAGCAUUAAUGAAGAUUGUAGCACCAGUGGAUCGCAGCAACUUGAAAAUCCGAAUGUUUUGCAACGAAACAGAUUUCCUGGAAAUGGAGAAAGAAGCAAGCGCAAGCGGUGGAGAGGACGAUAUGAUGACAAUAGUUACAUGCCCAAUGCUUCUUUGGAUGAGCACUGCAAGCAAGAGCAUAGCAUAAGUACCGUUGUUUCAACUUUAUCAAAGGAAAAACAGGGCCCUGAAAAGCUUUCGGUUCUUGAUGUCAGUGAUGUGGAAGAUAAAUAUGAGAUUCUCUUGGGAAUGAAGGAAUUAGCUAGCAAAGGAAUGGCUGCUGAAACAGUUGAAGAAGUCAAUGUUAUCGAUCCCAAUUUCUUUGUCCAGAACUCUGUUUUACUCUUCCAACUCAAGCAGGUUGAAUUCCUCAAGUUGGUCAGCUCUGGUGAUUAUAAUGCUGCUUUGAGGGUUGCUUGCUCCCAUUUGGGUCCUUUAGCUGCUAGUGAUCCUGCUUUAUUAAAGCCGUUGAAGGAAACUCUCUUGGCUUUACUUCGACCUAAUGAAGAUGCUCUUGGAAAUGCAUUACCUCUACAUGCUCUAGCUGCUUCUCUCCAGGUUGCAGUUGGUAGGAGGCUUGGUGUUGAAGAACCACAGCUCAUGAAAAUAAUGCGAGCCACUCUUUAUACUCAUAAUGAGUGGUUUAAACUUCAAAUGUGCAAAGAUAGUUUUGAAGGUCUUUUGAGGAUUGGUUCCUUGAAGGAAGUUAAUAUUCCCUUCCUUGCUCCAGUAUCUACGGCCAAGUCAUGUGCUGAUAGCUGCACUAAUGGAUCUUCUCAGGCUACAGUAUCAUCAGGAACCAGAAUGUCAGAAGAUGGUAGCAGUCCAACUCAAGUGUCGUCAAGGGAUGUCAUCAGUGACGAAGGUGCAAUACUCAAAGUAAUGGAGUUUUUGGCUUUGCCUAGGGCCGAUGCUAUCCAUCUGCUUGCACAAUACAACGGAAAUGCGGAGACAGUCAUUCAGCAGAUAUUUGCCUAGUCGUUGUGUAUCAAAAUCGAGUCUGCUAUUUUGAAGAAAGGCCAUAUUAUUAUUUUUUUAAUAUUAUAUUAUUUGAUUCAAAUUUGUGAAUUUUUCUAACACAUGUACAGAUAGAUGCAAAGAGAGAGUCUGUGUUGUUCGAAAUCUGAAUUGACAUAAACUUAUCUCUGUACAGAAUCUCUUUAUUUUUUAUCCUCUCAUUUUUAAUAUGAGAAAGCUGUAAUUAAUAAAAUAAUUAUUGG
Molecule: messenger RNA, 2514 nt
Organism: Gastrolobium bilobum
Lineage: Eukaryota; Viridiplantae; Streptophyta; Magnoliopsida; Fabales; Fabaceae
Exons: 12
Coding region: 152-2272 (706 amino acids)
Biological process (GO): proteasome-mediated ubiquitin-dependent protein catabolic process
Cellular component (GO): nucleus; cytoplasm
Source: RefSeq, a predicted model, not a curated record